Scutellospora calospora is the source of this 1728-nucleotide messenger RNA. The record is from the annotation of a GenBank genome assembly. Lineage: Eukaryota; Fungi; Glomeromycota; Glomeromycetes; Diversisporales; Gigasporaceae.
GAAGCCUUAGAGUCUCCAGAAUCAGAUAAAAGACAAGGUGUUUGUAUUGGAUUAAGUGAAAUAAUGAGUACAGCUGGAAAAAUACAAGUUAUUGACUAUGUAGAUUCAAUUAUCCCGGCUGUUCGAAAGGCAUUGGUUGAUGAAUCUGGCGAAGUACGUGAAGCAGCGGCUCAAGCUUUCGACACGCUUCAGCAACAUGUUGGUGAUAAGGCAAUUGACGAAAUAUUGCCUACUCUUCUUAAUUCCCUUCAAUCUGGAGAAGAUUCUACUUAUGCAUUAGAAGCUUUGAAAGAAAUAAUGACAGUGCGUGCUAACGUAGUAUUUCCAGUCCUUAUACCUAACCUCAUAACUGUACCUAUUACCACAUUCAAUGCUCGUGCUCUCGCGUCUUUGGUAACAGUUGCAGGUGCUGCUCUUAAUAAAAGACUUUCAAAUAUUUUGAAUGCUCUUAUGGAAUCUUUGAGUAUAGAAACAGAUGAUUCUGUAGCUUUGGAGCUUCAAGAAACAGAACGUGCAUUGUUGCUUUCUAUAGACAGUUCCGAAGGUCUACAAAAUUUGAUGACAAUACUUUUUGAAGCAGUUAAGAACGAUGAGCCUGCUAAGCGGGCUGGUGCCUGCGAUAUUGUUACAAUCUUCUGUAAUGAGACUAAGAUGGAUUUUUCAAAAUACACAGCAGAAUGGAUACGAGUUUUGGUAUCACUUUUAGAUGAUCAUCAAAUAGAGGUAGUCAAAUCUGCAUGGAAUGCUUUAAGUGCUGUAACUAAAUCUGUAAAGAAAGACGAACUAGAACAAUUGGUCAUACCUCUUCGUCGUUCAGUGAAAAGUGUUGGGGUUCCUGGAGUUGACUUACCAGGAUUUUGUUUACCAAAAGGAAUAAGCCCUAUCCUACCAAUAUUUUCGCAUGGAUUGAUGUAUGGUACCGCUGAUAUUCGUGAACAAUCUGCUUUAGGAAUUGGUGAUCUCAUUCAACGGACUUCAGCUGAUGCUCUCCGGCCAUUCGUGACACAAAUAACGGGUCCUCUUAUUCGUAUCAUCGGUGAUCGUUAUCCUCCUCAAGUGAAGGCAGCUAUAUUGGAAACAUUGGGUAUACUACUUACAAAAGUUUCUGCCCUCCUUAAACCUUUCCUUCCACAACUUCAACGAACCUUCGUCAAAUCUUUGACCGAUCCAACAAGUGCCCUUGUUCGAUCACGUGCAGCAACAGCUCUUGGUACUCUGAUUUCAUUGCAAACUCGUGUAGAUCCUUUGAUAUUAGAAUUGGUCACCGGAAUAAAGACGAGUGAGCCCAGUGUACGCGAAACUAUGCUAAGCGCUUUAGAAAGUGUUGUAAAUAAGGCGGGAAAUAGUAUGAACGAAAGUUCAAAGAAGGGUGUUCUUGAAGUAAUUGCAAAUGGAAGAGAUAGUGACUUGUUCAGCACGUCUUUUUGGAAGUCUGUGCAAGCAUAUUCCACACCAAGAAGCUAUGCCUCUCAUCACGCAAAAAAUUUUAACAUUUAUGUUAACAGAACCUACGUUUUAACAGGAGAACCGACACAAAGCUCGCUUUUAGCCAUUAAUGCAAUUCUAACAGAAGCUCCGCAGAUCUUUUUCGAUUUAGGAAUAUAUAAUGAAAUCGUCAAUAUUGUAUCCAUAGGUAGCAAAAGUAAUCAGCCUUCAAUUGCAGAUAAUGCUGUCAUUGCAGCUGGCAAAAUUAAUGAUUUAAACAAUAAUCAGGCAACCGAGCUGUGA